Messenger RNA from Dictyostelium discoideum AX4, 2109 nucleotides. RefSeq lists its product as hypothetical. The coding region runs from base 1 to 2109 and encodes 702 amino acids. Gene Ontology annotation, molecular function: serine-type endopeptidase activity; serine-type peptidase activity. Lineage: Eukaryota; Evosea; Eumycetozoa; Dictyosteliales; Dictyosteliaceae. The transcript has a single exon. Gene Ontology annotation, biological process: proteolysis. The record is from RefSeq and is a predicted model, not a curated record.
AUGAAUAGAUUUGUUUCAUUAUUUGUUUUUUAUCUAUUGAUUUUUACCUGUAAUGGUAUUAAUGUAAAUAAUGAAAAUAUAAAUUUAAAAAUAUCAAAAAAUUUAAAUUUCCAUUUUGAAUAUAAUUUUAAUAAUAAUAAAGAUAAUACUACUGCCAAUUUAAAUAAUAAUUUUAAUAUUAAUAAUAAUAAUAAAGAUGAAUCAAAAAUUUGGAUAUUUUUCAAUUCAAAAGAAACUAAAAAAUCAAAUUUAUUAAAAAUUAGUAAAGAAUCAACUAAAAGAAGAAUAAAUAGAUCUUCAUCUUUAAAAUCAAAUUUAAAUUUUAUUGAUGAAAAUGAUUUAAAAGUUUCAAAUGGUUACAUUAAUAAAAUUUUAAAUUGUUCAAAUAAUAAAAAUAUAAUUGAAUUGAAUCAUAAAUCAAAUUGGUUAAAUUCAAUUUCAAUCAAAAUUUCACCAUCAAUUAUAAAUAGAAAUGAUGAAAUAAUAACAUGUAUUACAAAUUAUUCAUUUGUAAAAUCAAUUGAUUUAGUUUUAAAAUAUAAAAGAAAUACCAAUCUUAAACAAAAUUUAAAAAAUAAUGAAGAAGAAGAAAAAGAAAAUUAUAAAAAUUUAAAAACAACAAAUAAUGUAAUUUAUGAUGAAAAUUUUUAUGGUAAAACAUAUUUAGGUAUUAAUCAAUUAAAUAUUAAUAAAAUUCAAGAAUUAGGAUAUAAUGGUAGUGGUAUAAUUAUAUUGAUAUUAGAUUCAGGAUUUUAUAAAUCUCAUCAAGUAUUUCAACAUUUGAAUAUAAUUGAUGAAUAUAAUUUCGUUGAUAAUAUAGUUGAUACAUCAAAUAACUAUCAAGGUUAUGAAUCAAGUACAGCACAUGGUACAGCAACAUUAUCAUUAUUGGCAGCAUAUAAUCCUGGUGUUAUGGUGGGUGCUGCAUAUGGUAGUUCAGUAUUAUUGGGAAAAACUGAAGAUGUUAGAAGUGAAACACAAGUUGAAGAAGAUGAUUGGAUAGCUGCAAUUGAGUGGGGUGAGAGGUUGGGUGCAACUUUGGUGUCCUCAAGUCUAGGUUACACAGAUUGGUACAAAUUCUAUCAAAUGGAUGGUACCACUAGGUUGGCUAAAAUAGCCGAUAUUGCAACAGAGAAAGGUAUGCUAAUUGUCAACAGUGCUGGUAAUGAUGGUGCAAAAGGUAUUGGCUCACCUGCAGAUGGUAAAUAUGUAAUAUCAGUUGGUGCAAUAGAUCAAAAUGGAAAUGUUGCUCCAUUCUCAUCUAUUGGCCCUUCAUCUGAUGGUAGAGUGAAACCUGAUGUUAUGGGACUAGGUGUUAAAAAUUAUUAUGCAUCUCCAACUGGUUAUUCAAGUUAUGCAAUUGGUAGUGGUACUAGUUUUUCAUGUCCUUUGGUUGCAUCAGGUAUUGCAUUAUUAAUGCAAGCUCAUCCAAAUUGGUCACCAAUUCAAAUUCAAGAAGCAUUAUUAAAAACUUCUUCAAAUUAUUUAAAUCCAAAUAUUUAUUAUGGUUAUGGUAUUUUUAAUGCAUUUAAUGCAUUUAAUUAUAAAUUUAAUAAUAGUUUUAAUAAUGAUAAUAAUAAUUGUUCAACUAAAGGUUGUUCUGGGUAUGGUGGUUGUUGUAAUGACAUUUGCACCUGUGCAGUAACACAUUAUGGUGAGUAUUGCCAAUAUGAAAAAAUUGGAUGUACUUUUGCUCAGUGUAAUAAUAGAGGUGGUAAAUGUCAAAUUGAUAAAUUCAAUCAAUCAUUCAUUUGUAUUGAUUAUAAAGAUAAUAAUAAUAAUAUUAUUUCAUCAUAUGAUCCAAGAGAUAUUUGUCCAAUUUGCACCAAUGCUAGUUUCAAUAAAUGUGGUUUAUGUGGUGGUAAUGAAAGUCAAUGUAUACUAGAUAAUCAAAGAUUUGUUGAUAGUUCUAAUAAUAAUAAUAAUCAAGAUUAUGAUGAUGAAAAUAAUAAUAUUUCCCAUAGAAAUAAAUUAAUAAUUGGUUUAACUGUUGGAAUUGGUGGUUUCCUUUUAUUAUCAAUUUCUUUAACUUUAAUCAUUUUAAAAAAUAGAAAUUUAUCAAAAAGAAAAAAUCAAAAUAAUUUAAAACUUGACGAAAUUAAUAAAUAA